CACCCUGUCACCAUCACACAUGUAACACUGGGUCACAUUUCAAGCAGGCAGUCCAUUGCUGGUUUCACUUACAGUGCUCCAAGGGAGUUUUCUGUCUAUGGAAUACAGACAGUGAAUGGUGGAACGACCCGACUGGGAACAUUUGUAUACGAUCCGAAUGGGGAGUCAUUACAGACCUUCAAGCUUCCUGGUCAUACAAUGGGUGUCUUCAGAUUUGUGAAGUUGCAGAUCGAGAGCAACUGGGGCCAUCCAGAGUACACCUGUGUGUAUAACUUUAGGGUCCACGGGACGAUACCAAUGAUGCGCGUGGCAGCAUUUCACUCAGCGCCACUGUUGGUCUCCAGCAGCCAUGAAGACAUGAAGAAGAAGAACGCCCAUUUUGCUCCACCGUUAGGCGUCCAAGUGUGCUGA
Molecule: messenger RNA, 411 nt
Organism: Scomber japonicus (chub mackerel)
Lineage: Eukaryota; Metazoa; Chordata; Actinopteri; Scombriformes; Scombridae
Product: SUN domain-containing protein 3-like
Exons: 4
Biological process (GO): nuclear envelope organization
Cellular component (GO): nuclear envelope; meiotic nuclear membrane microtubule tethering complex
Molecular function (GO): protein-membrane adaptor activity
Source: RefSeq, a predicted model, not a curated record